CUAAUUUCCACCAUAAUGAUAAAAGAAACUUGAAUGCCAACCGAAUGAAUUAAUAAAUCAAAAUCCAGAAUUUCUGGUUUUCUUGAUUUUUCAAAAUUAGUUCCACCUGAUGCGAAAUCGAUCUGAAGAUCCACACAUUGGACAUGAGUGGGAAGCGAGGAUUAGCGUCUAAUUAAAGACAGCUAUUUAUACGUUGCCUCUCUCACUUCACAACAGACAAUAUCUCUAAUUACAUAGAAAAUAAACACACAGAUCCUUAACUAUGUGCAAAGGCCAACGCCACAAAUCGCAACAUUUAUAAUUUUAUUUUAUUUAUAUAUGCAUCCUUUUCCUCACGUCACUUAUAUUACAAGGAAACAUUUUUUUUUUUUUUUAAGGAAAAAACAACAACAAAGAAGCGGCUGUCUUUCUUACACAAACGAUCUUGGAGACAAUAUGUUUAGUCGAAAAAAUCUUAUGUUUCUCACUGACAAUCCACGUUUUUGGUAAGUGUCGGUAAUGGAUUGUCCAAAACGAAACCAACCCCCUUCCCUCCCACUGAAAAUGGCCCUCCAACAUACAAGCAUAUGUGUAUGUACAAAUAUUAUUAUAAAAAAAGAGUUCAAAAUUUGUGUGCUACAAAUAUAAAUCUUUUGAUCUUAAUAACUCGAAUUAUUGGCAUAAGGUUAAUUAUCAAUAUUGUGUCGUUCUUACACUGAUCCCUCCCUCUCAUAUGGAAGUUAAUUUAUAAUAUUGAAGUUUGCACAUACCAACCAUAUCUUGCGCUUUAAUCAAUUGUUGGUAUUGAGAGAUCGUAGAGAUUGAAACACACAACCACUUGGCCAAACCAGAUAUGAUGUCAUGUUAAGAACCAUCAACUCCCAAUAACUCAAUACCAUAUCAUAAAAUGUGAAUCUUAUAUCGCUCUCAUACAUGUGUGGUGGAUGAGUACUAAUCUUGUGUUAAGCUCUGACAUUGCUCAAUUAUUUGUCACCAAGGCAAUACAAGUUAACGAUUUUCAUUAAUUAUAUGAAGCAUGAGUAACAUGUAUGAGUUUUUUUUUAUAGUUUGGUUGAGAUAGUUACAAUGCAGGCAUUGUCGUUAAUGCAUCGUUUUUUGGAAUUUUUGUGCACAAACAAUACAAGCAUUGUUGCUUGAUUUGACACAAACUAUCACUCAAAAUGAGCGAUAGUUAAAUCUCAAGUUUUGGAUGAGAUUGUUGAGAUUGUUUGGUUGAGAUUGUUGAGUUUUGUUUUUGUUCCCACUAUGACCCUACUUUAUUAUGUGUGUUGCUUUUUUAUAUUAAAAACAAAGGGUAAAAAUGACAUUUCACUCAAAAAGUAAUCCAACCUAUUCAAUACUAUAAUAAUUAUCACAUAAACCAAACGAUGUAAACUACAAUACACCAAUUUUCGUAUACACAUGUAUAUUAUUAUGUAUGCAUUGAUAACAAUGCAUCAAUUUAACUAUCAACAAAACCAAACGACGUCAUAUAAAAUUCCGGGUUGUUACUUAUGGUAUGGGGUGCCCGAAUUAUAGCAUUACACAAGUUCGGUGAAAAUUGAAAAAACAUAAUUGUAAGACGAUGAUAUAAAAUUUUUUGUGGGACUUUUUUAUCAAAAAUAACUUAUUGCCACAUAAGCAUUUGAAGACUUCCUAAGCUGCUUAGGUGGACAUGGUUUCCAAACAAAAAAUUUAUUUGAUGAUCUAUUUAUUGAGCUCUCUUUCUUCUUUUAAUAAUUUUUUAAUUUUUAUUUAUUUAUUUAACCAAAAAAAGAAAAUUUGGUUUUUUUUUUGUCGCCUGUUCAUGAAGACAUUCUCUAAGAGUGACUUGGUGGAGAGAAACAUAUGUGAAUCAUUCAACAAUUGGAUAUUGCGAUUCAGGUCUCUCAGACCGAUUGCAAUGUUGGAGGGGAUUCGAGUGUCUGUUAUAACUCGACUUGUGAAGAACCAAAGGAAGAUUGAUCAAUGGAAGGACAUUUUCCCACCAGUGGUUCGAGGGAAACUGGAGAAGGCAAAGCAUGAAGCGAGAAUGUGUACUAGCCGCCCUUCCUCUGAGACAAUGCAUGAGGUAUCUGUCGAUGGCAAGGGCUUCAUGGUCGACUUGAACAACCAAAAAUUUACGAGCAGUUGGUGGGCACUAAAUGAUAUACCCUGUUGUCAUGCAUCCAUCACAAGCAUGCGACGACAAUCGGAUCUUUAUGUUGAUGGUUUCUUCAAGAUGGAGUUCGUCAAGUCGGCAUCUCGUCAGCAUCGUUACAAAUAUAAUAAGCUGAACCUGGACCUUUGAGAUAAGAUGCAUGAUGCGAAACAAUUCUUUACGAAUUCUUUUGGCCAAUGUCAACAUGAUGUUGUAAAGUCCAUGCUCCUCACAAACAGAUUGUAAAGACAUCAACCUUAUUUGAGCACCAAACAUAGAUUGGUUCAUUUCUUUAUUUAACCAAAAAUCUUUUUUCUUAAUCUUAUAAUUUAUUUUUGCCUUUGCAUUAUAUAUAUAUAUACAUAGUGUAGACUAAUUCCUUUUUUCGUUUGCAUUAUAUGAAAAAUCAUUUUUUCUUUAAUCUCAUAAUUCAAACUAUUUUUGUUGGUGUGGUCUCCAGAACUAAAACCCAAGUCCCAACUAAAGAAUAUGAGAAGGG
This is a messenger RNA of Linum trigynum, 2618 nucleotides long. The record is from the annotation of a GenBank genome assembly. NCBI's taxonomy places the organism in Eukaryota, Viridiplantae, Streptophyta, Magnoliopsida, Malpighiales, Linaceae.